GAUGGAAAACAUGGACAUGCAAAAGUAACAUUAACUGGAAUUGAUGUUUUCACUGGGAAAAAGUACACUGAUUGUUGUCCUGCUCAUUCUAACAUUGAUGUUCCAGUAAUAAAAAGAGUAGAAUAUCCUCUUCAAGAUAUUGAUGAUGGUUAUUUGAGUCUUCUUAAUGAAGGUGGGUCAUUAAGAAAUGAUAUUAAACUUCCUAAAAAUGAACUUGGAAAACAAAUUGAACAUGAAUUUAAUGAUAAAUCUCUUAUAUGUAUUGUCCAAGUAUUUGGUGAUCAAGAGAUGGUUAUUAGCUACAAAGAAGAUAAAGAUUAA
This is a messenger RNA of Entamoeba dispar SAW760, 321 nucleotides long. Its product is annotated as eukaryotic translation initiation factor 5A, putative. The annotation marks the transcript as partial. NCBI's taxonomy places the organism in Eukaryota, Evosea, Mastigamoebida, Endamoebidae. Gene Ontology annotation, biological process: positive regulation of translational termination; positive regulation of translational elongation. The transcript has a single exon. Gene Ontology annotation, molecular function: RNA binding; translation elongation factor activity; ribosome binding. The record is from RefSeq and is a predicted model, not a curated record.